Molecule: messenger RNA, 756 nt
Organism: Pneumocystis carinii B80
Lineage: Eukaryota; Fungi; Ascomycota; Pneumocystomycetes; Pneumocystales; Pneumocystaceae
Exons: 8
Coding region: 1-756 (251 amino acids)
Biological process (GO): ergosterol biosynthetic process
Molecular function (GO): cytochrome-b5 reductase activity, acting on NAD(P)H
Source: RefSeq, a predicted model, not a curated record
AUGGCUGUCAUUUUGUCAAAAAUUACAGAUGUAAACCAUAAUUGCAAGAUUUUUCGCUUUGAUCUUCCAUCAAAGAAUCAUAUUUCAGGUAUUCAUGUGGCAUCAGCUCUUUUAGUACAGUUUCAAUUGCCUUCUCAGCCGCCUGUUAUUAGAGCUUAUACUCCAAUAUCAUCAGAAGAAACAUUGGGGUAUAUGGAUCUUCUUAUUAAAAAGUAUGAGAAUGGGCCUAUGAGUUCAUAUAUUCAUAAUAUGAAAAUUAAUGAUAAAUUGUCAUUUAAAGGACCAAUUCCUAAGUAUUAUUGGACACCAAAUAAACAUGAUCGAAUUUAUAUGAUUGCGGGUGGGACUGGUAUAACGCCAAUGUAUCAACUUAUUCGAAAGAUUUUUAAGGAAAAGGAAGACAAGACAGAUGUUACUCUUAUUUUUGCAAAUGAAAAUAUUUUAUUACAUGAAGAGCUUGAACAACUAAAAAAGACAUAUCCUUCUAGGUUUCAUGUAACUUAUCUUUUAGAUGAACCACCUGAAAAUUGGGAUGGUGUUUCAGGAAGAGUAAAUAAAAGUCUUCUUGAAUCUAUUCUUCCUGGUCCUUCAUCACAGAAUAUCAAAAUUUUUGUUUGUGGACCACUUGGAUUUUAUCAGGCCAUCAGUGGUGUAAAACGCUCUGCAACAGAUCAAGGAGAUUUAGAAGGUAUACUUAAAGAGCUUGGAUACGAUAAAGAACAGGUUAAACUUAUUAAAUACAUAAGAUAUAUGUAA